ACCUCCCCUUAAAAAAAAAAUGAAACCCCUCCACGUUGGAGCCGUAAGAUGACACGGACUCCGCAGUCACAAUGCUGUGACACUCUGAAGCGUGAGACAAAGUUUCUUGCUUAGAUUUCUUUUUUGGAGAGCUCUGGGAAAAAAUUACAUCCUUGUUAUCUGAAAAACUUUGUAUAUAGAUCAAAACUUUUAUAUAUAAAACAUAACAAAAACAUUGAAUGUUCGUUAAUAAGUGUUUGACGAGAUAGUGUCAUUCCUUUUAAAGAAAUCAGGAGUUCGCUGUUUUAUUUAAAUUUUUUUAAAAAUCGGAAUAAGAAAAAUGUCUAAUUUAGGCCACGCAGUAUACCUUUUGUUACUCACCUUGAGUUGGGGUGCUCAAGGUCAAAACUUGACACCGCGCGGUAUGCUCCAGGAGACAUCGGAGAAGAUGAGAGUCUCGGAGGACAACGUGCCCAAGAAGGAAGAAGAUAACAUCCGAAGCAUUUGGUCGACCACGAUCUCAAACUGCUCUUGUAUUCGAGAAAUGGCUGCGAUUAAAAGGGACUUAAAAGAGGAGAUCAACCAACGGCUGGCCCUGAGAGCCGUACUGGACACAUAUGUAGCUGAACUGUAUGAACUGAGGACUCUGUUCCUGUCCAACACAAGCAGACUGACACAAGCUCCCAAUUCACAAGCCUCUGCCUCCAAAGCCUCGGUCGCCUUCUCCGUCAAGCUCAGCUACAACCGAGAGUUAAAACCUUUGGACACUGUGGUGUUCGACACCGUUCUCACCAACAACGGAAACGCCUACGAUGCGGACUCCGGCAAAUUCACGGCACCCGUCUCGGGCACCUAUAUUCUCCACGCCACUAUACUCUCGGGCUAUAACACCAAGGUUGAGACAGCCAUCAUUGUGAACGACAAAGAAGUGGCCCGAAUCUACUCAGGGGCGCACGACGCCCACGGCAGCGGGAGCAACGCAGCCGUGGUCGACCUUCGCACCGGCGACUCUGUGUGGGUUCGCCUUUUGUACCAAGGAGGCAACCAUGUCCACGGCUACUACAGCACAUUUUCUGGGGCACUCAUCCGCCCCUCUGAAUAACUUCCUCUCAAAGAAGAGCUGAUCAGUGAUGUGAUUCAGAAUUGACAAAUAUUUAAUGCUAAAAGACUGUUCUCCGAAAGUGUUCAUAAAUCUGUGUUUUACAGAUUAGAGAUAAGCUGGUUACAGCUUUCUAUAUAUUGAAUAAAUCAUUUCAAAUACUA
Biomphalaria glabrata is the source of this 1242-nucleotide messenger RNA. Its product is annotated as EMILIN-1-like. The transcript has 4 exons. Gene Ontology annotation, molecular function: protein binding. Lineage: Eukaryota; Metazoa; Mollusca; Gastropoda; Planorbidae. The record is from RefSeq and is a predicted model, not a curated record. The coding region runs from base 320 to 1081 and encodes 253 amino acids.